This is a messenger RNA of Dermacentor silvarum, 1325 nucleotides long. RefSeq names its product EF-hand calcium-binding domain-containing protein 14. The transcript has 9 exons. The record is from RefSeq and is a predicted model, not a curated record. NCBI's taxonomy places the organism in Eukaryota, Metazoa, Arthropoda, Arachnida, Ixodida, Ixodidae. Bases 232 to 1158 code for a protein of 308 amino acids.
CGCAUGAGAAUCCGAUAAGCGGCCCGAUAAGCGCCGUGAGCUUGUAUUGUGAAAGUCUGAGAAGACAGAUGUUGCGCUAGAAUAGGAUGCAGUGCUCUCGCUUCGGGUGUUUGCGGAUGUGUUUGUUUGUCUGUACCUGUCGCCGUUACGUAGUGAAAUGUGCCGUGGUUUGACCUUGCGACGGUAACAGCAACAACGACGAUCGCGGCUGUCCGGGCCCACUGCGACGGCAUGUCCCAAGAGCUACCGUUUCAAGAGUGGACCAACAGUGGGGCGCCGACCACGGACACGACGUUCCGACGCGAUGGCCCCGCUCCUAACAAGAGCGAAGCGGCCAAGCUACUCGAGUUGUCAUCGGAAAGUGAAUCCGAACCGGAACCGCUCCAGCUCGUGCCGCCCAAGCGCAAAGUGCGCUUCCGAAAGCGGCUUCGCGGUGCCCGCGGCCUGGUGCUUACGGGCAGCCCGCACUCUGGCAGUGCGUGCUGUGGGGGCGGCAGUGAAGGAUGCAUCUCGCUGGUCAAAGCCCUAGGCUUUCUCCUCGGGGUGGCCAUCUUGGUGGCCCAGGCCUGGUUCCUGCUGAGCGUGCGCUCCCGCCUCGACCACCUGUACACCAUCUACCGACAAAAUAUGGACGUGGAUGGCAAGAAGCUGCCGGCGCAGCUGCACGACCUCCACGGCCAGAUCAAGGGCCUCGAGCAAAACCUGAGCAGCACAGCCACCGAACUGCAUCGAACUGCGGCGGACCUCGCGACACUAGCCAAGCAGGUGGCUGAGCUCAAGGCGACAACUGGCAGCUUGCAAGAGAGCGUAGCCUCGGCACCCCAAAUUAAGGGGCUCCCCAGCGCUGUCACCGAUCUCAAGCAGAAUGUAGCCAACCUGGGCAGCCAGGUGUCCAGCCUGGAGAACGGCCUUCAGGCCCUCAAAGAGCAACACAACAACCUGCAGGUGCUGCGCAAGGACAUCGACCAGGUCAAGGAGCAAGUCCAGCGGAUCAGCAAUGCUUCCGCAGUGGCGAUGGACGACCAGAGUUCGACACACACCAGUUUGCACGACUUGGAACAGAGUGUGCAACAGUGCCUGGCAGAGGUGCGAGCCGUCGUCGACCAGAGGGUAGUCGGCCUCGAGUCCUGGCCUCAAGGAGGUGCACACGACUACUGAGAACCACACUGACAUUCUGCUGAGGCAGCAGACGCAGCUGGAAGGCGUACUCAACUGCACCCACAGCUGCCCAGCCGACCUGUCACCCGAGAACCUCAGCCUAGCCUUGGACCGGCUGUUGUCCCCGAACACUACGGUGAACGGCUCCACCGUGGAUGUUCUGAGGG